AUGUCGGAAGGCAUUGUUCUUCACUCACCCAGCGUCAAUCAGAUGGCUCACGAAUACCCACGACGCAACAAGCCGAUCGAGCCUUUAGAUGGCGUGGUGUCACUUGAGAAGUCAUACAGGGUAUCAGUUUCGGAGGACACUGAUAUUCCCGUCGAUCAGAAGGAAGAUGCUGGCGCUGUUGCUUUCUUGUUUCCCCCAGAUGGACACCUCCCAUGGUCAGUGUCCUCAAUUUGGCUUGCUUGUAAGUUGUGGCUUUUGGAACUUUUCAAUCCAGUCAAAGAUGAAUCUUGCAGAGACAAGCGAGUGGAGCUGCUCAUGGACAAACACACAUCCGGUAAAAAGGCUCUCCGGGAACGAUUCCCUGGUCUGUGGUAUCUCGAAGUAAUUGCUGUACAUCCAUCUCUUCAGUCACGCGGACUAGGAGGCGGCGUGAUGAAGGCUAUUCUCGAGAAAGUUGCCGGAAAUCCGAUCUUCCUGGAAUGCACCAAGAAGGAGAAUAUCGCCUUUUAUGAGGGGUUCGGCUUCAGGACAAUAGAACAAGUGGAGAUCACCGAUACGCCAACGAACGAGGAUGAGGAUGGAAAACUCAGGUAUUGGGUGAUGAUUCGAGAGACGAAUAGUAACUAG
Penicillium brasilianum is the source of this 627-nucleotide messenger RNA. The record is from the annotation of a GenBank genome assembly. NCBI's taxonomy places the organism in Eukaryota, Fungi, Ascomycota, Eurotiomycetes, Eurotiales, Aspergillaceae.